AUGAUUGAUCAACGCCUAUUCAGCGGCGAUAUAAAACUACCAGAAUUCCAUGGCAACCCAUCGGAAUUCGGUUCAUUUUGGGAACUCUUUGAAGAACUUGUUCACAAACAACCCUUCUCCAACAUAAGAAAGCUCUCCAUUCUACUCAGUUGUUGCAAAGGAGACGCAGCAAGAUGCCUACGAAUGAUUCCUCGCACAGGGGACUCAUAUGAAAAGGCAAUUGAACAAUUAAAAGAUCAAUACGAAGACCCAAGGAGAAUAACCAUACAAAUGAUCCGUCAACUCACAUCAAUGAAGCCAUGUAAUAAUGACCCACGUACCCUACGUAACAAUCUUAAUGACAUCAAAGCCAUCAUAGCCACAAUACAAAAACAAGGCGAAAUGGUGGACAAUACCUACAUGACUACAUUAGUAAUAGAAACAUUCCCCAAACAAAUUCAAGAAGAAAUCGCUCAUAAACAAUUCGACAGCGGAAGAGAAUGGGCAAUGAAAGAUCUCAUUACAAACCUAACAACUAUAAUCAAACGAAGAGAAUUUAUUGAAAGUCGCAACGAACAUUUACAUGAACAACACUCAAUUUUUCACAUGCGCACUCGUGAGCCAAGGAUGCUUCAUUGCAUUGGGUGCGGAAGACCUCAUCAAUUUGAAAACUGCGACAAAUACCGUACAAUUCCACAAAAGAUAGAACGCCUCAAAUCUCUAACUGCCUGUUGGAAAUGUUUUAACCCACGCCACAAGACAAUUUACUGUUACAGACCAGACUGCGCUAACUGUGGUGGACAUCAUAACACAGCAAUAUGCCAACGAUACCAAACUCCCCAAGCCAUCGCAAGCCCUUCCAACCAUCACUUCAGCGUCCAACAUCGACACCAUACAAUAGACAGCACCCAUGGAAACCACAAGCACCACAACGAAUCCUCCAAGACAACAACGUCAUACAGCGUCCGUAUCGCUUUCCAAGACGAGCAUCACUUUCUCCACGAAGACCAAGACAAACACACCACAAAGGAGAACGAGCAGUUCCCCAUCAAGGGAAACAAC
Messenger RNA from Ostertagia ostertagi, 1041 nucleotides. The record is from the annotation of a GenBank genome assembly. NCBI's taxonomy places the organism in Eukaryota, Metazoa, Nematoda, Chromadorea, Rhabditida, Trichostrongylidae.